Messenger RNA from Drosophila innubila, 2352 nucleotides. RefSeq names its product solute carrier family 35 member F4. Lineage: Eukaryota; Metazoa; Arthropoda; Insecta; Diptera; Drosophilidae. The record is from RefSeq and is a predicted model, not a curated record. The transcript has 10 exons. The coding region runs from base 1 to 2223 and encodes 740 amino acids.
AUGACGCGUGACGGCGAAAUUCCAGCCAUCUUCAAUCCGAAACGCGUGCGCACUCCCGCCGUGGUGGUCACCGGCGAUUCCUCGUCGAAUGGGCACUACAAUAGCAACAACAGUGGAGGAGGAGUUGGUGGUGGGGUCAAUGGGGCUGGCGUUAUUCCCAGCAGCAGCAGCGUGGGCGGUGUCGGAGUUGGAGUCGGAGUCGGUGUCGGCAGUUGUGGCUUUAGUAAUGUGCUCACCUCAAGCAAUCCGCAAAUAACCCACCAAGAUUCGAUAUCAUCGAGCCAACAGGAUCCCAAUGAGGUCAUUACCAUACAGGCGGACACGCCCACAGGCACACACGGGUCCCAGCAUAAUUUCGGAGGCGACAACAGCGAUGCACAGACUGGACAACAUGCCCUCGAUCAUCAGGGCAAUGGACAAGGACAAGCACAUGUCGAGGAUGGCGAAGUGCGUUUCCGUAAGCUCAAGGCCUGCCAAGAGUCCUGCUUCUCCGAACUGGCCAAGAAGAUGUAUUUUGGCGUCUGCGUUACGAUUUUGGUGACUGCCUCGUGGGUGGGUGCGACGCACUGCAUCAAGUAUAUGUAUCUAUAUAGAGCGCCAUAUGACGAUGAGCUGGACGAUGAUCUCGAUACGUCGUCCAGUCGGGCUGAGCUCAGCACUGAAUUGGAGGACAUACUGGCCAUAAGCGAUUCAUCGCUGCAUCAUGUCGAGGACGCCACCGAGAUGUUCAACAUACCACCGCGACAGCCCGUCUACUUUAGUGCCCCAUUCUUUGCUGCCUGGUUCUUUACCAACUUCUCGCUACUCUUCUUUCCCAUCUAUAUACUGGGCCUGAUAUCGGCCCGCAAAUGCGAUAAGCUCAGCGAGAUUCUGGCCGAUGUUUUGCGUGGAUUUCGAGAGCGUGGUUUCACUAUAGGUCGUUUCCUUAAUCGCUGCCUAUCCUUUUGUAUCCUGUGGCUGGUGACCACCUAUCUGUACACGUUGUCGCUGCACGUUCUUUUUGCCACGGAUGCAUUGGCAUUAUUUGCCACAAAUGUUGCCUGCGUCUAUUUACUCUCCUGGGUCAUUCUGCACGAGCAAUUUGUGGGAGUUAGGAUUGUGGCCGUUAUCCUGUGUGACACGGGCAUCGCGCUCUUAGCCUAUAUGGAUGGCAUUACGGAAAGUCGCACAUUGGGUGGCGUUGUAUUGGCCACGUUAGCUGCUGCCGGCUAUGCCGUGUUUAGGGUUAUGUUCCGCAAGGUGAUGGGCGAUCCGCCUGUGGGCCAAAUCGCGUUCACAUUCACCGCACUUGGCCUGCUCAAUGCCCUGCUGCUGUGGCCCGUUGUGUUGGCCCUUUACCUGACGGGUGCCGAGAAUCUGACGUCGGAAAGCAUACCAUGGAACAUAUUGUUGGCAGCAAGCGUGCUUCUUCUGGUUUUCCACGUUCUGAUGCAGUUCAGCGCCGCUGUUACCUACAACAUGUUUGUGACAUUGGGUUUGAUAACCGCUGUGCCCGUUUCUGGUGCACUCGAUGUCAUACUGUACAGUGCGACAUUUGCGGGCAUGAAACUGGCCGGGGUCAUUCUAAUUGCCAUUGGGUUUUUCCUCGUUAUGUUCCCCGAAAACUGGCCCGAUUAUAUAACACGUCUGCUACGAAAGAGCGUUCGUGCCAUACUCCGUUACCAAUGUUGUUGUGAAUUAGCCGAAAUUCGCUAUGCUCAUUCGAAGCAUCAUAAUGCUGGGUCACAAUGCGAGAUGGGGUCGCGGCCCUCGGAGCGGUACUUCAACAGGUCAGCAUCCCACCAUUAUCGACUAUCGGACGGGAUACAUAAGGUCCCAUCUUCGUUCACCCUCUGGCCGUGUGAGAUGACUGAUCUAUCGCCAACUACAACUGGGUUUCUGCAUGGCACCACCAACGCACACCACCACCACCAGCAGCUUUACCAACAACAGCACCACAAUCGUCACCACAAUCACCACCAGCAACAACAACAAAAUUUGCAACGUCAACAUUCGCACACAUCACUCACAAUGAUCCACCGGCAGAGCAGCAGCCACAGUGUCCAUGGCAGUCGACGUGGCAGCGGUGGCAUUCGUGCCCCACCCACCGGCACCGGUCGCCUGUUCUCCUACUUUGGCAACGAGCACGAACACGAGCACGAGCGUAAGAAAUCGGAAACAUCGUUCUUCAACUUAGGAUUCCGACGUAAAUCCACAGUGGUUUACUACGCACCCACAGAGUAAAUUCUAGAUCAUAGAGCAGUGUUAACCCAAGGAAUGCACAGUGAAAGCUCUAAAACUUGCAGCCGAAUUUCGCAAUUUUACAAUUUGAAAAGUUGUAUGUUUUAAAAUUUUUGUAUGUAAAAUUUUGUG